Messenger RNA from Archocentrus centrarchus (flier cichlid), 2581 nucleotides. RefSeq names its product protein tyrosine phosphatase type IVA 2-like. Gene Ontology annotation, biological process: protein dephosphorylation. Lineage: Eukaryota; Metazoa; Chordata; Actinopteri; Cichliformes; Cichlidae. Bases 948 to 1454 code for a protein of 168 amino acids. The record is from RefSeq and is a predicted model, not a curated record. The transcript has 8 exons.
CCGGAAGCCGUGAUGCCUCUCGUUGCUAACUUGGCGUUUUGUUCAACAUGUCUCCCUCGCAGACUCUCCUCCGUUAUUAGAAGCUUCUGGAUAUUUCGUGAAACUGCUUCAUUGUGUUAGCACUAAGCUAACGGGCCGUUAGACAGCCAGGACCCAGAAAAACAGCAGCAGCAGCAGCAUCAUCAAUGGUGUGUCUACAUCCCGGAGCCGUCACAUUUUCCUGUGUCCGCUCAAUGAACCAUCUCCUCAGCUCUCAUCACGGCUGCACAUGUAUGGCGUUUGCGAGGCUUGGAGGGGAGUUUUGCCAAGCCCAGCACCUGCUGCUUAUUGUGGACAAGUGAAAAGGAGACAUCAGCGAGGCACAAUCACUGCCAUUCACGCACACAGGUCCCAACUGCCAUCCCAUUCGACCCUUAUGAAGAAGAGCCACCCUGCAGUCUGUGAGCUGUCUCGGAGAGAGGGGGACGUGUUGGUUUCAGCCCCGGAGUUUCCUCUCUGCUCUUCUUCUUUCCGGCUUUUCCUCUCCUCCUCCUCCUCCUCUUCUUCUGCUCUGAUUUGUACAAGUCUUCUCUGGAUGGGCUGAUCGAAUUGAAAGGAAGGAAGGAGAGACCUUUUUCAGUCUUGAGUCAAGACUUUGUCUCUUCAGUCUGCUCGAGUUUAACUCUCGCCAUUAGCCAAGCCAACUUUAUUUUUUCCUUUGUUGCCAAGGCAUUUUUUCUUCAUAUUUAUUGACCAAAUAUUUUGUAUUUUUGUCAGAUUUUUCCCCCCAAAAUUAUUGACAAGUUAGUAAAAUUAACAACAAACAUUUUUUUUCUUUAAGUCUGGGGGAUUUUUUUUUUUUUUAAUAGUCAGAAGGGUUUUCCUCAAAGACUCUGUUACUCCACUCGUUGAAGCACAGUGAUUUUCAGACCUUUAUUUCUUAUUAAAAAGCUUCUCUGGGUAUAAAAAUGAACCGGCCGGCUCCAGUGGAGAUCUCCUAUGACUGUCUGAGGUUCCUCAUCACGCACAAUCCCACCAAUGCACAACUGGGAAGGUUUAUAGAGGAUCUGAAAGCAUUCGGAGUAAACACCCUAGUGAGAGUGUGCACUGCUACGUAUGAUAAGACGCCGGUGGAACAAGAAGGCAUACACGUUCUGGAUUGGCCGUUUGAUGAUGGCUCCGCCCCACCAGACCAGGUGGUCGACGAUUGGCUGAGCCUUCUGCAGACGAAGUUUCGAGACGAGCCCGGCUCCUGCGUGGCUGUGCACUGUGUCGCAGGACUGGGACGAGCUCCCGUGUUGGUGGCCCUGGCUCUGAUUGAAUGUGGGAUGGAGUAUGAAGAUGCGGUGCACUUAAUAAGACAGAAGCGCCGCGGAGCUUUGAACGCCAAGCAGCUGCACUACCUGGAGAACUACAAGCCCAAACUGUGUCUGCGCUCCAAAGAUGCCAACGGGCAAAGCUGCUGCGUACAGUAGGAACCUUUGCAAAAAGAAAGUGGAGGUUUUCAGUUUUUAUUUCUGUUCCUUGGUUUGUAACCUCACCCGAACAUGUAGCAAAAACCCACAAACACUUAAACACAGAUUUGAAAGCUUGUCUGUAAUGUAAAAAAUAAAAAAUAAAUAAUAGGAUGUGAUGAAUAAUGCAGAUGGCAGUAUGUUUGACUGUUGUCUGCAGUCUGCAGCUUGAUAUUUGCUCUAAGCUGAAUGCUGAAUAAAUAGAGGCUUGCUGGUUAAUUGCACAUCAAUCCACACAGUGACUGAGUGAUUUAUUUGAGUCUGUCCUCACUGAUCAAAUCAAUGUCCUGCAGCCAGAAUGAUAAAAGAAUUCAGCCAGAAAACACACAAUAUUUAAGACACAAUAUUUAAGAUGAGACAUGAAGGAACGUGUUCUCAGUGUGACGCAGCUGUGGGAUGAUCCACUUUCCUCGUGUGUGUCCCAGAUCAGUCGUGAGCUUCUUUAGAACAAACUCAUGUUGGCUAUAAAUAUUUGGCGCUGACCUCCAUGGAAGUGGACUAGCAUGUCGAAGAGCAGUUGGUGAAUGUAUUAAUAAAGGAACACAAAGGCUUUGGUAGAUUAUCCUGGUAACUGAUAAGCAUCCAAUCAUCCUCACUUCUGUACUUCAUCAUUGAGAGCCAGUGAACAGUGUGGGGUAUUAAUCCUCCCGCUGACUCUAAAGCGUGGAUAAUCUGCAUGAAGACGGUCCACUGCUGAGUCCAUUCAGACGCAGUGAUGUUCACUGUGACACAUUAGGAAGUAAGGUAGCAACAAUGUUCUUAGAAUCUCCGAUCAAUAGGAUAAUCUCUCAGAUACUUUGUGUGUUCCUCUUGCAACAACCAUGUAAUAACAGCACUGUAGAGCCACAAUGGCUGCCGCCGCACCCUCAGUGGCCAUAGUUCUCAUCAGUCUGUGGCUCCACUUAGUUUUUCGGUCAGUGUUUGUAAGAUGUUCCUGGUCUUUGUGACGUUAUUUUCUUAGAGAAUUUUUUUCCUUCCUGUAUCUGUUUGUACCUGUUAUUUAUUUAUUGUUUCUUUGUGAAAUGUCUGUCUAAUGGAGGGGGGGGGGUCUAUUAGUCUUGGAAAAUUAAAGUGUUUAGUAAUCGUAA